UCGGUCGCACUCGAGGUAGGCCGGAAGGCAGAUAACGAAUUAGGUCGGACCCGCGGUAGACAUUCGGGAGUUCCACGUGUCCGUACUGGUUUUUUUCGUUCAACGAUUCAGUUUGCAGACGGAAACACGUGUAAAGGAUCUGUGAUAGUGACGAAGUGAAUGUCGGCCAAACUAGAAGACUGAAACGUAGAUUUAUAACAAUGUUUGAAUCGUACAUCCGGAGCAGCGUGCUGCUCUCCAAGGCAAUCAAAAUUGGUUCCUACUUCUCACCAAUCACUUUGAUACUGGUGACUAUGAUUUUCGGCGCAAUUUACGUGUACAAUAGGCGCCGAGCGCGGCUGGUAAAAUUGAUCGAAAAAAUCCCUGGACCAGCCAGCAUGCCCUUCCUGGGGAACAGUUUGCACAUCAACGUGGAGCACGAUGAAAUCUUCAAUCGCAUCAUUUCGAUCCGUAAACUGUACGGUCGACAGCAGGGCUUCAGUAGAGCAUGGAACGGCCCCAUGCCGUAUGUGGUAAUCUCUAAAGCGAGUGCUGUAGAGCCCAUUCUCGGCAGCCCGAAGCACAUCGAGAAAAGCAACGACUACGAAUUUCUGAAACCGUGGCUCGGCACCGGACUUCUCACCAGCCAAGGGCCGAAGUGGCACCCGCGGCGAAAGAUUCUUACGCCGGCGUUUCAUUUCAAAAUUUUAGACGACUUCGUGGACAUCUUCCAGGAGCAGAGUGCCGUACUGGUGAAACGGUUGGAGCGAGAGGUUGGCAAUGAGACCGGAUUCAACUGCUUCCCGUACGUAACGCUGUGCGCACUCGAUAUCGUUUGUGAAACUGCCAUGGGACGGCUGGUGAACGCUCAACUUAACUCUGAUUCGGAUUACGUCAAAGCAGUUUAUCAAAUUGGCAGCAUUGUCCAGAACCGUCAGCAAAAAAUAUGGCUUCAACCGGACAUCAUAUUCAAGCGUACGGAGGACUACCGAAACCAUCAGCGAUGUCUAUCUAUUUUACACGAGUUUUCGAAUCGGGUGAUCCGCGAACGCAAAGAGGAAAUCCGCAGACAGAAGAGUGUCAACAAUAAUUCUAAGGAAGGUAUCACAGAGCAAGCAGCAACUGUCGAUGGCAACAAUAACCCAGAGGAGUUUGGUCGCAAGAAGCGACUAGCUUUCCUAGACCUGCUGAUCGAGGCAUCCCAGGACGGAACGGUCCUCUCGAACGAAGAUAUCCGCGAAGAGGUAGACACAUUCAUGUUCGAAGGUCACGACACAACCUCGGCAGCGAUUUCCUGGAUCCUGCUGCUGCUGGGCGCAGAACCAACCAUUCAGGAUCGCAUCGUGGAAGAAAUAGACCAAAUCAUGGGCGGUGAUCGGGAGCGGUUUCCCACCAUGAACGAGCUCAACGAAAUGAAGUACCUCGAAUGCUGCAUCAAGGAGGGUCUCCGGCUGUACCCCAGCGUGCCAUUGAUUGCCCGGAAGCUAAUCGAAGACGUCCAGAUCGACAACUACACUAUCCCUGCCGGAACGACAGCGAUGAUUGUGGUCUACCAGCUGCACCGAAACCCGGAGGUGUUCCCCAAUCCGGAUAAGUUCAACCCGGACCACUUCCUGCCGGAGAACUGCCACGGUCGGCACCCGUACGCGUACAUCCCAUUCAGUGCCGGCCCCCGGAACUGCAUCGGGCAGAAGUUCGCUGUGCUGGAGGAGAAAUCAAUCAUCUCGGCCGUACUGCGCAAGUACCGCAUCGAGGCGAUCGACCGACGCGAAGAUCUCACCCUGCUGGGCGAGCUGAUCCUUCGACCGAAGGAUGGCUUACGGAUACGGAUUAGACGGCGAGAGUAGAGGUUUAGGUUUAUUUUUUGUAUCAUAUCUCCAGUAGCGUAUUUCCUAGGUUUAUUGGAUGAAAUUGUGGUGUAUGAAUUAUGUUGAAUGAUUUUAAAUGUCAUUAUUUCUGAUACAAACUCAGCGCUUUGGUACACAGGAAUUUUUACUUAUUAGAGCUUCGUGCUGCAGUCCUGGAUACGUAAACAUGCAGUAAUGCGUUUUUUUUUUUGUACCGAAAGCCAAUAAAUGUAUUUGAAUUGUAAA
Messenger RNA from Wyeomyia smithii (pitcher-plant mosquito), 2072 nucleotides. Its product is annotated as cytochrome P450 4c3-like. The transcript is spliced from 5 exons. Gene Ontology annotation, molecular function: iron ion binding; monooxygenase activity; heme binding. The record is from RefSeq and is a predicted model, not a curated record. NCBI's taxonomy places the organism in Eukaryota, Metazoa, Arthropoda, Insecta, Diptera, Culicidae. The coding region runs from base 201 to 1826 and encodes 541 amino acids.